AUGCUCUCGCGACCAGUCUUCCUUGGCCUGUGCACUAGAGCUCCCUACCGUAUCUCCAGACCUUCACCCUUCCUCGCCCGCUCGUUCACUCCCUCAGCCAUGACUCCGUUCGAGAAGCAACCCGUGACCGACCCGGCGAGUGUGUCAAACCCUCUCGGCCACGGCAACUACAUCAAGACGGCAGGAUGCCUGAUUAUCGGCGACGAAGUGUUGAACGGCAAGACCAAGGACACGAACAGCAACUUCUUUGCACAGUUCUGUUUCGACCUCGGCAUCGAGCUGAAGCGCAUCGAAGUCAUCGCCGACGACGAAGCGGAAAUCGUGGAGGCCGCGCGCCGCAUGACCCAGAACUACGACUUUGUCGUGACCUCCGGCGGCAUCGGGCCCACGCAUGAUGACAUCACGUACGAGUCGCUGGGUAAGGCAUUCGGCCUCUCGCUUGAACACGACGCCGAGACCCUGCGCCGCUUGCAGAUCAUGACGACUGAGGAGCGGCGCGCCCAGCUCGCCAAGGCAUCCCCAGAAGAGGUCACCGCGCGGAAUCGCAUGGCUCUCUUCCCUAUUGCCAAGGGUGGGCAUGGCAGUGACGGACAAGGCGGUAACCGGUCCGAGAUCCUGUUCGUGUGCGACGACCGUUGGGUACCCGUCGUCCGGCUUGGCGGUAAGCUCUGCGUGUUCCCCGGCAUUCCCAGCCUGUUCCAGCAGCUGCUCCUAGGCUUGGUGCCGUACCUUCCCCUCCCGCCGGCGUCAUCCAAGCCCUUCCGUCUGCUCAUCUUCUCCAACUGGCCAGAGUCCAGGAUCGCGCCAUACCUCACCGAACUGCAGGCACGAGUUAAGAAGGAGGGCAUUCGCAUUGGAUCUUACCCAUACCUCUACAAGGGCGUGCACGUGAGUCUGAUCGGACACGACGUCGAGCGAGUAAAGGAGCUUGGCAAGGAAGUGGCGGAGAAACUUGAGGGCGAAGUCAUGUCAGAGGGGACACUUGGGAAUGACAAGACAGCUGCGCCCACCAAGGAGUGA
Cutaneotrichosporon cavernicola is the source of this 1020-nucleotide messenger RNA. RefSeq lists its product as uncharacterized. Lineage: Eukaryota; Fungi; Basidiomycota; Tremellomycetes; Trichosporonales; Trichosporonaceae. The coding region runs from base 1 to 1020 and encodes 339 amino acids. The transcript has 9 exons. The record is from RefSeq and is a predicted model, not a curated record.